Messenger RNA from Limulus polyphemus (Atlantic horseshoe crab), 2347 nucleotides. Its product is annotated as tachykinin-like peptides receptor 99D. The record is from RefSeq and is a predicted model, not a curated record. The transcript has 4 exons. Bases 1 to 687 code for a protein of 228 amino acids. Lineage: Eukaryota; Metazoa; Arthropoda; Merostomata; Xiphosura; Limulidae. Gene Ontology annotation, molecular function: tachykinin receptor activity. Gene Ontology annotation, cellular component: plasma membrane. Gene Ontology annotation, biological process: G protein-coupled receptor signaling pathway.
AUGUCUCUCGAUGGGUCAUGGUUGUUUUUUAUCUCCCGGACACUCAUAUUUGUAUAUUUUCAACCUUAUAGCUACAACGUUGUUAUUCUGAUUCUUACCUACGUGCUACCAAUCACUUCGAUGACCUACACAUACUUCCGAGUAGGCCGAGAGUUGUGGGGAAGCCAAAGCAUAGGGGAAUGUACCGACAAGCAGUUGGAAGCUGUCAAAUCAAAGCGAAAGAUUGUGAAGAUGAUGAUCGUCGUAGUUUUUAUCUUCGCUGUUUGCUGGUUGCCCUAUCACAUCUACUUCUUGAUAGCUCACCAUCACCCGGAGAUCAUUAGCUCUGACAAUGUACAACAUAUUUACUUGGCAAUUUACUGGCUCGCCAUGUCCAACUCUAUGUACAACCCUAUCAUUUACUGUUGGAUGAACAGCAGGUUUCGUCAAGGAUUCAAAAGAGUUUUCCUAAUGUGUUCUUGCACUGGGAAAAUCGAGUCUAGGAGACUUUAUGACCAGCGCCACCGUGCGGCAGGUCGGUACAGCUGCUCAGAACCGUAUGUUGACACAAAAGUGACAUUCAACGGAAACUCCAAUGUGACUCUUCAUACUGUAACCGAGACCGUUAAUGGCAGUGGAAACUCCAAUACUCCUUUUCUUUCUCCAAAGUUCGUGUGUAAAAAAAAAGAAACAUUAUCAAGUGUGUGACUAGAUCCAAGUCACAUUGUUGUUCAACGUACACUUAUAUAAUUUUAGUUCAGUUGGAUCUCGUGUACAUGCAUAAUUGAGUAAACAUGUAUCAUUGUUGAACGUUUUUAGCUCCUGAACAAGACUUCCCUUUGUUAUUUAAAAUACUUUAUCACAGAAGAAAAUCGACAAAAAAAUAAAUAACACUUUAUUUUUUUGCUUUUGCUCUACUGAGCAGUAAUAUUAAAAAAAAAGGCAGAUAUAAGAAUCCUUAAAGCAAAAAGUAUUCAAACAAAGGAGUCAAGCGCUCAGAAAAUGUUUAACUUUUAGUAUCAUAAAAAAAACUGACCGAGAGUAUGCUUGGUUCCAAGAUAAAUUAUUGCGUAAGGUGUUUUGAACUUUUAUUCUCUUAUUAUGUACGAUUGGCUGGAAAUCCUUGAGGCAAUUAUAUGCGACUGCUCUAAUUAAUUGGUAAAGCCAUGAACAAGUCGUUGGGUCCAAAUACUUUCUGGCCCACAGUCUCAACUAGUUCUGGUUUCAGUACAAAAAUGAUGGAACCGGAAGUCUCUUUUAAUGAGGCUGAAAAAGAAAUAAAGUAUUUUCCUUGUAUAAUAUUGUUCUCUUGAGGGUGUGCUAGAAAUGGUAAUCAUUCUUUAGUGGUUAUUAGUUAUUGCUGCCCAGAAAUCGGUUUUGUAUUUAUCUAUUGGAGAUUCAAGGUGUUUAAUGACGGUUAUUAGAGGACAGGAAUGCUUGCCUAGAUACUGAUUCAAAGAUUUCUCGUUAAGAAGCGUGUUUAAAAUACGAUUUGAAUAAGCUUAUUCUGUUGCAUUCGUAGCCUGUCUUGGGUCUCCAGUUUUCCUAAUUAAAAGUUUGAUAUUUAGGAAAGAAGACCGUGAUAUAAAUUAUAAUUCUGUGUUUCAAAGUGUAAAUAUUUAUUUGUAAAGUAUAGUGUUCCUUGUUAUUAACAGCAUUAAAAAGUAAAACUUGAAAACUUAAGUGUUCAAUUACACCACUGAUAGUCGUAUUUAUAUAAGUAUAUAUAAUCGCUUAACCAUGCAUGUAAUAUACGUUUGUAUACACACACACACACAGAGAAAAAAAAGUUUUAGUUUUUGAUGGAAAUGCGGAAAGUUGAUAAGUGGGAUUUACUAGUUUGGUUGUUCAGCACAAAACUAUCUGUUCUCUGCCCACCACGGGUGUCAAAACCCGAUUUUUAGCGCUGUAAGCACACGCAAACUUACCGCUGAGCCACUGGGGGCCGAUAAGUAGAAAGUGCAUAUUUAACAAACUAUAGCUGGCUGUCUAAGCACAUAUAUGGCUGAUACAAAUACAAUGAUAGAGUUAUCAUCUUAAUUACAGUGUGGUUUUUAAAGAACCGUAGUUUUCCAAUAACAAUAUCAGAAAAAAUAUAUAUAAACUAGAAGUAUAAAUGGGCCCUGGGCGAAGUAUAAAUUAGUAUACAAUUUGAUAAACUGAACUUAUUAGUGAUAAAACAAGAGGGAAUCCUCAAUAGCCGCGGCACUUGAAAUUCUUUUAGGUAGGAUUAGAGUAAAAUAAUCUAUGAGACUGUAAUUAGAUCUCGAAUCGGCCAAGAGAUGACGAAGCUAUUAGCUAAAAGUUGAACUUUAAAAAGAAACUCGGAGCCGUUCUAUGAGCCAAUAUGACACGGCUAAAAAAUUAA